This is a messenger RNA of Fomitopsis serialis, 1066 nucleotides long. RefSeq lists its product as uncharacterized. The transcript is spliced from 4 exons. Lineage: Eukaryota; Fungi; Basidiomycota; Agaricomycetes; Polyporales; Fomitopsidaceae. The record is from RefSeq and is a predicted model, not a curated record. The coding region runs from base 109 to 966 and encodes 285 amino acids.
CGUCCACGCGGUCUGACGGCCGCUGUUUCUGACCAUUUGCAGACAACAGAUUCCAAGCAGACAGAUCCUGUCGUGAGGGGCAGCAGCAGCAGCGACAAGGCGUCUACGAUGUAUGCCAAUGCGGAGCCAUGUGCCGCAAUCCCCAGCGGUCGCCCACUCCGGCACAGAUGCGUAUUUCUCAAGGCAUCGUCAAAGGAGGGGCAUCAUUGCGGCCGUCGUAUUGUGGUUCUUCCCAGGCUCCCUCUGGGCAGUCAACCUGAAACUUUGAAGCCUGAGGAUCCGUCGUCAUCGUCUCUAUCAGCGUACAUGGGCAAAGUUUGUACUCUGGUACGAGGGCUAGCAUGGCAGGCGGCUACCCUCGAAACCAUGUUUCAGAAACGGGACACGGUUCGAAACAGAACCCAACGCGACGCGUGCGUGCGCAGGGUCUGGAUGGUGCUUGUUGCGAGGCAAUCCCAUGGGCGGUGGCCAAUUUGGAUCGUCCGAGGAUCAAGGUCCAGCACGAGAAAAGACUCCUGCUCCAGAUUACCAUACCGGUAUGUUGCCGAGUGUCCAAGCUCCCGCGCGCUGCAUUAUGGGUGUGUGUGUCACCACAACCCACCUAGUCUCUGCGCGCAUGGAGCCCGGAGGUCUUGUCGCUUGCGGAGGUCUGUCAAUACUUCGUCUAUUCCUUCCAGCGUGCGCAGGCAGUCUUCUAAAUGUCUCCGAACAACAAGAACUUCGAAAGCCAAGUCGCCUGGUCCCAUCAGCACGUGCCUCAGGCUCUCGUGUGUGUCUAUGGUAGAAGGGUGUAUUCCAAAUCCAUACGACGACACCAUGUGCAACGCGUUCAUCACGGCGUACCUCACGACCUGGUCAUUGGCAACAAGCCAUGCGAUUGGCAACGGGGACGUUGAACGGGUGAUAGGACGCUCUCGUAUGACGACAGCAUCCUUGCAGCAGAAGCACCUCUUGAGCCAUAUAUAAGGGCUCAAUGAGAUGGGGAUCCAUACAACGCAUCCGAGUCUCCUCGACCGCAAUGGUUCCCUCGAUGUCAAAAUCUAUACUCUCCCUUUGUGCCGUGUUU